UUCUUCCGUCUGUAACGAUACACAUACAUCGUAUACUACAAUUAUGGGAAAUUAUACGCAAAGGCCAAAAGCUCAUACUCCUAUAUAAAUACAACUCAACUCACUCAUAGCAUUUGCAACCACUUCAUAUUUCGCAAACAACUCCUCUGUUCUCUCUCCCCCAAUGGAGUGGAGCAGAGGGCCCUCCAUCGGCCGAGGCGCUUCCGCCGCCACCGUCUCCAUCGCCACUUCCACCUCCGGCGAGCUCUUCGCGGUCAAGUCUGCCGAGCUCUCUAGCUCUGGCUUCUUGCAAAGAGAGCAAAAUUUUCUCUCCGAAUUGAGCUCCCCAUACAUCGUUCAAUACAUGGGUUUCGAAAUCACAUGCGAAAGCAACAAACCCAUCUACAAUCUCUUCAUGGAAUACGUUCCCGGUGGCACGGUUUCGGAUGAAAUUAAGAGGCAAGGAGGUUCGCUCGAUGAGUCUGUGAUCGGAAUUUAUGCGCGUCAGAUCUUACUGGGCUUGGAUUAUCUUCACUUGAAUGGGUUGGUGCAUUGUGACAUAAAGGGUCAGAAUGUUUUGAUCGGCGAAGAUGGUGUCAAAAUUGCAGACUUGGGUUGUGCCAGAUGGGUGGCGGAGGACGGCGGAGUUGCGGCAGCGCCAUUUUCCGGUACACCGGUGUUUAUGGCGCCGGAGGUGGCGCGUGGUGAAAAACAGGGGUUUUCAGCUGAUGUGUGGGCUCUUGGGUGUACUAUAAUUGAGAUGGCCACUGGGUCUCACCCAUGGCCGGAGGUUAACGACCCUGUGUCGGCUCUGUACAGAAUUGGGUUUUCCGGUGAAGUGCCGGAGCUUCCCACCUGGUUGUCCGAGAAAGCUAAAGAUUUUCUGGGAAAGUGUUUGAGAAGAGAUUACAAAGAGAGAUGGACAGCUAAAGAGCUUCUUCAUCACCCAUUUCUUGAUGAUCUGGAAUCGAAUUCUCCUAAAGUAGAUGAAGAAUUUACCCGGAAUUCUCCAACGACUGUGUUAGAUCAAGGUGUUUGGGAUUCAGUGGAGGUAUCGGAAGCUCACCGGAAUCUGACCCACAUCGGUUCAUCUUCAAAUUUUCCGGCAGAGAGAAUCCGAAAUUUGAUUGGAGAUAGUUCAAAUUUGCCCAAUUGGAGUUGGGAAGAAGAUUGGAUCACUGUUAGAAGCAAGGAGGACAUUGAAGAAACUGUGAUGAUUUCAGAGCAGGACUUCAAUGUCGGACCAAACGAGAGACAAUUAAUUGACAUGGAGUCAUACAAUUUUGCAGCUGUUAAUUUUGAAGAGUUUGGCAGCUCAAUUGUUAUUAAUUUUGAGGCUUUGUUACCAGAAGCAGAGAUCUCUGUUCACACGAUUAGUGAUAUCUAUUGCUCUAGUAUUUCAAUAGGUUUUGUGAUGCUCUGUGAAAGUGUUAAAGAUGUUAUUAUUGUUCCUAGAAUUCUCACUUUAGAGAGAAUGUUAAUGAAAGUUUUGUUCGUACUCAAUUUAAGUGUCGUGUUAAAUCCCUUCUCUUUCUGAAAAAAGAAAAUCCCUUCCCUCUC
This is a messenger RNA of Camellia sinensis, 1539 nucleotides long. Its product is annotated as mitogen-activated protein kinase kinase kinase 18. The record is from RefSeq and is a predicted model, not a curated record. Gene Ontology annotation, molecular function: ATP binding; protein kinase activity. Gene Ontology annotation, biological process: signal transduction; protein phosphorylation. Lineage: Eukaryota; Viridiplantae; Streptophyta; Magnoliopsida; Ericales; Theaceae.